GGAGGCACAUCGAGGGAAAACAGUGGCAAAAAUAUCUCACGAUUAUAUUAUUAAAUUCUAGUUAUAGUCAUCGUGUUUCAUUGUUUUGUGUUCUAUUGCUCGAAAUCGUUAUAGCAAUUCGGUUAACAAUAACGUGCAACUACGGUUUAGAAUCAUAAGUUUCGUUCUUGACUUUCGGACGUGCGUAAAAAAUAAAGUUCGCUUCAAUGUCGCAGAUUUGUUCAUCAUCAUCGGCAAUCGUUUUUUGUGUCAUUGUUAUUAUUAUUAGAAAUAUUUAAACAAACGUGUUGAUAUUGAAUAAUUUCAAUGUCAACAGUAUGUUAAUUUUAACUGAUAAUUAUUACGAAUAAUUAAUUUUUAGCUAUUUUAACGUGAUUUAAAGUUGGAAAAAAAUGUUCUCGUCGUGAUUAGUUCGGGUAAAAUCGGCAAUUUUCGUUAGUUUCCGUUUGGCAAAAAAAAAAAGUAACUUCACCAACAGAUGUGUUAUUAAUUUUUUUUGUACACGUUUUAUUUCCUACAUUUUUUUUAUUCUAUUAAAUUGUUCAUUAUUAUUUCGUUAAACAUUUUUUUUGGAUAAUCGUCGAACGAGAAAACGUGCUGUCUUGUAGGAUAAUAUUGUUUUUAACGAGGCCAAAAUGAUGAUAUGAUUAAAAUUAAGUCAGAUGUCUUAUCAAAGUGAAUAAAUCUGAUAACUAUAUAUGGAUUAAAAGAAGUGCAAGCAAGAGGAAGGGUUCUUUGAAAGUCGUCCAGAAAAGGUUAUAUAGCCAUUGUUCUGACUUUAGGAUAUAACUUAUCGAGUACCGAGGAAUCAAACCCUAGGCAGUACUAAAAGGCAUCAAGAUGGCGGCUUUCGUGGCGAAGCAGAUGGUCGGAAACAAACUUAACGCCGUUAAAGGGGCGGUUGGUGGUGAAGGUGGUGGUGAUGAAGAUGAUAAGGAAAAGGAGGAGGAGGCCGAGAGAGAGAGGCAAGAGGCCAUCAGGGAAGCUGAGGAGAGACGAAAGGAGAAGCAUCGCAAAAUGGAAGAGGAACGGGAGAAGAUGCGACAAGAGAUCAGGGACAAGUAUAACAUAAAAAAGAAAGAAGAGGUCCAAGAAAUUCAACAGGAAGAACCUAACCCGCUAAUGCGCAAGAAGAAGACGCCAGAGGAAUUGGCGGCUGAAGCGGAAGCGGAAGACGAAGAUGAAUUUACGAAAUUUAAAAAUACGAUAGAGACGCAAGUGAAUGAGAUCAAGACACAAAUCGAAAGUAAAUGCAGCCUCCAAUGAGUUCAUCCAACGAUGCGGUCGAUUACGAUGGCGUCGUCAGUCAUCAAGAUCGCGUCCGUCUCACUGUCCCGCCGACAAGCAAAUGAAGGAAACAAAAAAAAUCUCUCUUAUAAAUAUUUAGAAUCGAUGAACGUAACUUGUAAAAGUAAAAGAAAAAAAGCGCAAAACACCUGCGGCUUUGCAUCAUCAUCAUCAUCAUCAUCAUCAUUUUUCGCUUGGAAUGUACACGCGGAAAUAAAAAGACCACUAGCAGUUUAGAAAAGAGAGAAAAAAAAAAAAAAAAACUACAAUAGAAAUCUCAAAAGCAUCAGUGUUCUUUGAGAUCCUCGUUGAAGUGAUUAAACCUCUAAGGUUCCACACGAGCUCGAAAUGAAGAGAAAAGAAAAAAAAAUAGAAAUAAAAGAAGAAAAAAAUAUCAAGAACAAGAAAAUAACUCGUGAUUAUCAAGAACUUAAAAGUUUCCCUUUAACGAGAAUCCCUCCCCUCAACGACAAGUUACCUUUCUAAUCAAUCCAUCGAAAAAAUAUUUCGUUCAUCGAUCUCUCAGCAUCAAGGUAUGUAAAACAAAAAAAAAAAACAGAGAAAGCAAAAAAAAAAUCUUGAAAGAGAAAAACAACCCGUGCCUUCGAACCGGAUGUCUCCUGCAAAUUGAAAAAUUCUCAAAAAUCUUGAUGCGAGGGAAAAGGGGAUAAAAAAAUAACUUUUGAAGAGAGGGACAGAAUUUCUAUAUGCACGGGGAAGGGGGAUAGGGUUUGAAAAAAAAAUCAAGGCGUCACGAGAGUGGCAAUUGGGAAGAAAAAGAAAAAAAAAAAAGAUUGUCGAGGGAAACAAAGGAUAUUUCCUCGAAACAAAGACUUUGCUACUGUAUGCUUAUAAAUUGCCGCAGGGAAAUAACGAGGAAAUGGCACAGAGGAGCGUCGUCGAGUCGAUGGGGCAAAAAAGUACCGAGAAAAAAAAAAAGACGAGAGAAACAAGUUAUAAAUUCGUAUAGAACAGGAAUUCAUUCGGGGGGACGGAGAUCACAACAAAAAAAAUAUAUAUAUACAAAUUAAACGAGGCUUAUUAAAAAGAAAAAAAAACGAAUAAAAAAACAAAAAAGAGAAAAAAAACAUUCAUUUGCGCCACGCUUUAUCAUCCCCUACUCCAUUACGAAAAAAAAGUAAAUCCAAAAAAAAAUUUUCAAAUAUUUAUUCAAUUUCACGGAUAUAUGACGACAAUAAAGAAAACAAAAAAAAAAAAAGAGUCUGCUUUCGCGUGGCGCAAAUGAAUCAUAAGAAAAUAUAUAUCUCUCUAGCUUGCCCUUAAUGAGAGAGAUUGAGUAGCUUUCGGCCUUGAAAAGCGAUUAGGAAUUUUUUCUCCUAAAAAUUGAGUGAACUAUAUAUAAAUAAAAUAUAGUGAGAGAGUGAAAAAAAAAUGCCCUAAGCGCUCGUGACUGUUCAAUCAGUCUCUGGUAUAGAGAAACUAUCGUCAAAUUGACGAACAAGUGUUGGAAAGUGGAGGAAAAAAAAAAAAAAAAAAGUAUCUACCAUGUAAGUUUUUAGUGAAAUUACGAAUAGCUGAACUUACGUUAGCAAAAGUUAUGUAGUUGCUAGACACACACGUGCGACGGCUGUUUCAAUAAUUAAUUACAAAAAAAAAAAAUAAAUAAAAAAAAAAAGGAAAAAAAAAUUAUUACUCUAGCGCAGGGUUAACGUAUUUGUAUUUAGGAGAGGUUUUCGUAAACGCCUGGAAUCUCGAGAGCUCUAGUCGAUGGAGAUGAAGGACAAAAAAGAAAAAAAUGACAAACUCUUUAAAUAAGGACGCGGUAGGUUUCUGCUCUCCAUCGGUUCGAUUUGCAACAAAAAAAAAAAAAAAAAAAAAAAAAAAAAAUGUGAAAAAAAACCACGUGCUCGAUCUUGUCGACGCACGGAGAAUAUUAAAUAAAAAUUAAAAAAAAAAAAAAGUUUGAAAAAAAACGCGAACGAAUCAAGGAAAACGAUGAAAAUUUCCUUGAAUCACAGUGAUAUCGUAUAUAAGGCCGUAGAUACUAGUUAAAAAGAAAAAAAAAAAAAAAAAAAAUCAAUUGUUGACGAUUUAUUAUUGAAAAUUUCUGGUGUGAAAUGCAGCACCGUUAGUUUGUUGUGUUUUGUGCGCAAACACCAUUUUAAACCCGUGGAUCAUGUAGAAUUUUUAAAAAAAAUUCAUUUCGAAUUUUCGGGGUUUUUUAUAAAUAUAGUGAUAUACUUAAUGUGUACAUAUUUGUCGUUAAAAAUAUUCUGAUUACAAUUUCCGGAUUUUGUUUUCCUAUCGGUCAAAAAUUCAAAACUGAAGAACAAAAAAAUUAUCCACCCCUUAAAAAAAAAAAAAAAUGAGAAAAAUAUUUUGCUUCUGAUAUAUUUUAAAAUUUAUAAAAUAUUUAUGAAAUUACUUUUUUAUAAAACUUUUUUUUUAUUUAAUUCAUUUUUUUUCGUUAAUUUCAAACAAAUUUGUGGUGAAUUUAAUUAAAAUAUUUUGUUGACUUUUUUGUUUAAUUUUAGUAAAAUUUAAAAAUUUUCGAAAAUUUUACUUGAGACAAAAACAAAUUCUGCUAGUCUAUUCAAAAUAUUGUUGGGCUAAAAAAAAAAAAUUUUGUAAAAAUAUUAACAAAAUGUUUUGUAUUGUCAAAAAGAAAAAGUUUUGUAGCAAAAUAUUUUUUUUCAUGAAAAUUGCAAAAAAAAAUUUUAGUAAAAUUUAUCAAUUAAUUAAAUUGAAUAAAAUCUAAUCAUUUAAUUCACUGAUUGAAUUAAUUUCAAUCAUUCACACUUUGGUUAUUUAAUUAUUCACUAAUAUUUAAUAAUUUGAUAAAAAAAAAAUUGUUUUACUCUUUUUUAAUUUAAAAAAAAAAAUUUAUCAAAAUAAAGAAAAAUCUUUCUUUAUUAUUUUAAUAAUUUUUAAAAGAGAAAAAAAAUUUCUUUCUAAUAAAAUAUUAUUUAUAAAUAAUGUUUUAAAAUAAGAAAUUUUUUUCAUAACUCUAUUAAAAAAUUAAAAAUAAUUUUUUUUUCUGAAAAAUCCAUUUUUUCUUAGAGAAAGGUAAACAAAUCCGGAAGUUGAAUAAAUUAUUCUCUUUUUCGCCGUGCGACGACGACGUCAAGGCCGUUACGUGGUACACGCACCGAAGUGUUUGUUGAAAUUUUUCAUAGUUUAACAGUUUUCCGAUGCGUGAACUAUGUCGGACGAUGGUCCAGAGCACCAACUUUCCGACAGGUGAUGCAUGCCUUAUAUAAUAUCUACAAUAUUAAAAAAAAAAAAAAAACCGUUUGAAUAUACCACACGUCGUAUUCGAAGGAAAAAAAAAACAAUCACCAGAAUCGAAACCUUGUAAAUUCAUUCAAAAUUUACCAAUUAAUAAUUUUGUUGCAGCAAUAAUAAUUUUUUUUUUUUAAACAUUAGGUGAAAAAUAAAAAAAAGUGUUAUAAUUAAAUUAUUUAUUAUAAUUUUUUUUUACAAAAAUUAUUUUUCUCGAAAAAAAUUAAUUCAGAGAAUGAUUAUUAUUGUUGUAACACAAGAGAAUGAGAAUUAGGAAUGGUAAAUUUUAGACGAAAAAGAAUCACCAUCGGUGAAGGUGGGGGAAAAAAAAAUCGAAUUACAAGGAAAAGCGAUUUUUGAAAGUUGCAAAAAAAAAAAAACCAGAAAUAAAAGCGACAUUAUUAAUUUGUGUGCGAAUAGAAGGAAAAAAAUCAUAAUAAAUGAGAGGGAGAAUGUGAGUGUAUGAACGAAAUUUUUUCAAAUGACUCAAAUGUAAAAUCCCGUUUUUGUAUAGUCGAAGGAGAAAGUGUAUUUUUUUUUUCCAAAAAUAUUUAUUUCGCAGACAUUUUUCAAAAGCACUGACUGCGACCCUCUCGAUUAUAAUCUAAUUGCUUCUCUCUAAAAUAAUUUUCCUAAUCUGCGCAAAAAAAAAAAAAUUCUUUUUCUCGGACCAUUCAUCCAAAUUCCGUGACGCGACCUAUUUUUCCCGCACAGAAUAGAACUUUUGUCAACUGCAUUUCAAUAAUAAUGAAAAAAAAAAAAAUAAUAAAGAAAACCUUUCUCUCAAAUCUUCAAUUCAGUUCAACCACAAUUCCCGUUUCAAAUUUGAGAUGAAAAAUAUUCUUCAAAUUUUAUCGUAUUUCAAUCAUUUGCAGUUGACAAAAUUUGUCUUAAAAAAAAACAAAAUUUUUUUCAAUUGUCCAUGUUUACAGACAAAUGCAUGGCAAAGUAUUUCUAAUAUUUUUCGUUGAAAAAAAAUUUAUUUCUAUGUGUGUGUAUGUGUGUGGAUAUAUUGGAAAUUACAAUUUAUAAACGAACUUUGAGUACAAGAAAUUUUAUAACAAAACUUGAAAUUAAAUUUUAGGACAAAUUUUUCUCUUCAGUGUUUCAAAAAAAAAAAAAAAAAAGCUUUCAAUGUGGUUGUAUGCAGUGUUGUAUUUUCAAAAACAACAAAAGAAAAAAAAAUCCAUUACACAAUUUUGUUUUUGUUGUAUACUUGGAAAAAGUUUCUUUAAACACUUUAUCCAUCACUAACACUCAAACUUAACAAAGCACGGAUAAAUCGCUACUCUUGUUUUAUCUCACUCUUUCUCUCUCAAAAACUAAAGAAAUAGUUUGUUAUCUUGGAACUUUUGAAUUACGAAUCGAUAUCUUAACUUUUUUUCUCAAAAAAAAAAAAAAUAAAAUAAAAAAAAGUUUCGAAAAUUCGUCCUGCCCGUUCUUUCUUUUAGUUGUUUGUUCAUGAAAAACAAACACAAAGUUUUUACGCAGAUCGCUACUUCCGUCUCUUUACCACGUCAACUUCUCUGAAGUUUUAAAGCCUCAUUCAACCAACUUUUUGGACUAAAAGAUUCAGUUUUCAAGUUCUUGGAAAAUAUUACUUCCUUCCGUCAUUAUCACGACUUGUCUUUGUUUUUAAUGUCCAAUUGUCACCGAGGCACAAUUGUAACCAUGAUAAAUGCAAACUUCAUUUAUUUACGAAAAAAGAAAAAAUUUGAGAAAUAAUUAAUUAAUUCUAAAAUUAAUAGAAUUUUUUUUCACAUGAAAUCAAAUUUUUUUCUUCUCUUUUUUUUUGUAAAUUUACAAAAAAUUUCAAACGUUUUAUAAUCGAAAUUGUUCUCUAAUUUCGAGGGAGAGAAUUUUUUUUUUCUCUUCACAUAUAAUUAAAAAUUUCCAAUUCUCUUCGAUUUUAUCUGUUGACGACUUUUCGAAAACUGUUUUUCUAUUUUUUUUUCUUUUUUUUGUUUCGAAUUGUUUUUCACUAAAACGAAUUCUCACUUUAGAAAACUUUUCAACAAGAAUAGCGAAUUUUCUGUUGCACUUAAAACUUUAACAUCAAAAAGCUUGAAAAGUCAAAGGAACAUAAUAAUAAAAUCAAGAGAGAAUGUUUCCGAAAUUAAGCAAAUAAAAUGGUGAAAGAAUAAAAAAAAGUGAAAGUUGGAAUAAACUAAAACUAUACAUGAACAGAAAUUUCCCAGAUUCCACAAAAACUAAUCAGACACUCGAAACAAAUUAAAAACAAUUUUAACUUUCGCCAAAUGAAAAUGUUUCAAACAAAUUAAAUUUCAAUGGAAAAUAAAAAAAAGAGAGGAAAAAAAAUUGAAAUUAACGCAAAAAUUAAAAAAACGAAUUUACAAUUUUAAACAAAAAUUUUUUCAAUAUUACAAAUUUUCCAAAAAAUGAAAAUUUUUUUUUUUUUAAAUUUAAAAACAAUUUGAAAAAAUUAAAGUAAAUUAAAAAAUAUAUCUGAAAAAAAAUUUUCUAUAAUAUAAAAAAUUGAUGGAAAUUUAAAAAUAAAAAAACAUGAAUUUUUCGUUUUAUAAAUCGUGAUACUCUGGGAAAAUUGCUGUACAUAAAGGGAAUCACUUUCCAAUCAACAGAUUCUCCUCUAAACUGUAACACACAAGGUGUUUUAAUCAAUCUGCUAGCCUCUCUCGUGUCUCGGUGUUGCAUGCCUGUCAAUGUGCUUGUCAAUGUCAAUGUUCUCAAUCGCUCAUCUCUUCGUUGAGCAGCUUCUCUCAAUGCAAUAAAAUUUUCGGGUCAGAAGAUCUCGAAAGUUAUCCGAUUGAUACGAAAAAAAAAAAUAAAAAAAACAAAAAAACAACCCGUCAGCCGCUCGCCAAAAGUAAUAAACAAACCUCAAAAAAAAAAAA
This is a messenger RNA of Leptopilina boulardi, 7403 nucleotides long. RefSeq names its product complexin (gene cpx). The transcript is spliced from 6 exons. Gene Ontology annotation, cellular component: terminal bouton; SNARE complex. Lineage: Eukaryota; Metazoa; Arthropoda; Insecta; Hymenoptera; Figitidae. Gene Ontology annotation, biological process: neurotransmitter transport; synaptic vesicle exocytosis; regulation of neurotransmitter secretion. Gene Ontology annotation, molecular function: syntaxin binding. Bases 841 to 1266 code for a protein of 141 amino acids. The record is from RefSeq and is a predicted model, not a curated record.